AUGGGGAUGACGGAAGAGGAAGAGGAAGAGGAAAAGGAAAAGGAAGUGGAGGAAAAGGAAGUGGAGGGAAAGGAAGUGGAGGGAAAGGAAGUGGAGGGAAAGGAAGUGGAGGGAAAGGAAGUGGAAGAAAAGGAAGUGGAAGAAAAGGAAGUGGAGGAAGAGGAGGAAGAAGAGGAGGAGGAAGAAGAGGAGGAGGAAGAGGAGGAGGAGGAAGAGGAGGAGGAGGAAGAGGAGGAGGAGGAAGAGGAGGAGGAGGAAGAGGAGGAGGAGGAAGAGGAGGAGGAAAGGGAACCACCACCACCACCACCACCACCACCACCACCACCACCACCACAUCCUCAUCCUCAUCCUCCCCCUCCCGCGCUUGUGAAAACCAUCGGCAGAAGUAUCCAGCACUUGGAUGCAGGCAACAUGUCCGGAGAGGAGAGGAGAGGAGAGGAGAGGAGACAACAACAGGACGGCAGCGGCGGUGUCGGGCAGAGCGCCAGGAAUAGCCGGCGCGCCGCUAUUAGCCACGCAAAUAGAAUACAAAUGCGCGCGCCCAGGCGAGAGCCGGGCAGAGCCGCGGGCUCAUUAACGCGCCGGCGGCCGGCAGCGGCAGCGGACGCCUAA
Molecule: messenger RNA, 612 nt
Organism: Schistocerca cancellata (South American locust)
Lineage: Eukaryota; Metazoa; Arthropoda; Insecta; Orthoptera; Acrididae
Product: proline-, glutamic acid- and leucine-rich protein 1-like
Exons: 5
Coding region: 1-612 (203 amino acids)
Source: RefSeq, a predicted model, not a curated record